UUUUUUUUAGCUUACACUGUCUCCGCUUCAUUGUCACGGCGUCGUGUUCGCGAAAGCUCUGUUACUGCUUCUGCGAUUUCUCUUGAUCGUUGAUGGUGAGUGAGGGGUAACAGAGAGAGCGAGCGAGAGAGAGACAGAGACAGAGUGAGAGAGAGAGAGAGAGAGGCCGUGUUGCGAGCGUUUGUGGGUUUGGGUGGAGAUGAGUUCCAGGGAGAAGGUUCGUGCGUCACAUUUGCUGGUCAAGCACCAGGGCUCCCGUCGUCCGGCGUCAUGGAAAGAUCCCGAGGGCAAGAUCAUUCAAAAAACCACCCGCGACGAUGCUGUUGCUCAGCUCCAGCAGUUCAAGAGCGACAUUGAGAGCGGCAAAAGCACCCUAGCUGACUUGGCCAGUAAGAACUCCGAUUGCUCCUCCGCUAAGCGAGGCGGCGAUUUGGGCUGGUUCGGCCGUGGUCAGAUGCAGGAGCCAUUUGAGAAAGCUGCCUUUGCACUCAAAGUCGGGGAACUCAGCGACAUCAUUGACACCGAAAGCGGUUCUCAUAUCAUUCUGCGCACCGGUUGAAAACUCUAGUAGAGUUCUAAUACUUGUGUGAAGUGGUUGGAGGUGACUUUGGAUGGUUUAAGGCACGGCAGCGAAUGGGUGACCUGUUACCGCUCUGAGGGUAGAGCUGAACUCGCUGUAGCUUGUUCUUCCAUGUGCUGUGUGUUAUUGGAAAAUAUGUGAUUAAUAUUUAGAAACUUGGUAUCCGCACAACCUGAAGUGGAUUAUUUGCAAUCGUUAAAGACUGCCAAAUACUUGAAUUUUAUAUUGUAGGUCUGCUUUGCAGUCUUUGGGGGCAACGCUGGCUCUUUCGGGCAAUCUUUCCUCUUCUAUGGAAGAUGUUUGGUGAGCCGUUUUCUCAAUGAAAAGUCCUGGGCUGCGUAUUCUGUGUGA
This is a messenger RNA of Physcomitrium patens, 931 nucleotides long. RefSeq names its product peptidyl-prolyl cis-trans isomerase Pin1. NCBI's taxonomy places the organism in Eukaryota, Viridiplantae, Streptophyta, Bryopsida, Funariales, Funariaceae. Gene Ontology annotation, cellular component: nucleus; cytosol. The record is from RefSeq and is a predicted model, not a curated record. Gene Ontology annotation, molecular function: peptidyl-prolyl cis-trans isomerase activity.